Molecule: messenger RNA, 1431 nt
Organism: Zophobas morio
Lineage: Eukaryota; Metazoa; Arthropoda; Insecta; Coleoptera; Tenebrionidae
Gene: Dh44
Exons: 3
Coding region: 233-706 (157 amino acids)
Cellular component (GO): extracellular region
Molecular function (GO): hormone activity
Source: RefSeq, a predicted model, not a curated record
UCCAUAACCUGCGUGAUCUUUACCACUUACAGUCGGCAACAUCACCAUCGGCUUGUGCUCUUCAGCAACUUUCGGAAUUUCGUCGCUCGCGACUCGGUGCUCUCGAUCGACAGGAGUUCUUCACGGCUCCUGCUAGAAUCUUCCGGCCUUUUGUGAAAGAAACUAACUCCCGAACUUGUUCACCAACCUGUUGAAUUUCGUUCCGGCAGCUGCAAAUCACAAGGUCCAUAUCAUGCGCGUGCCCGUUUAUUUGGUAUGCGCUGCUUUGGUUGUUGCUGUGAAAAGCGAAGACCGUACAAACUACUAUGGAGGCAAAUUCUUAGAACCCGUUGAUGUAGCUGCUGAUCAAGAAACCGUCAGUUAUCUUCUACCAAAACUUGCCGCCAAAUACAGACCUAACAGUGAAUGGAGCGGAGUCACAGAUCCACGCUUUUAUGUACUUACGGAAAUGGAAUCAAACGACAUCGAUAAUCAGAACAAGCUCAGUCCAGAAGCGCGAAGUAAAAGAGCAGGAGCUUUGGGAGAAUCUGGAGCGUCCCUCUCUAUUGUAAAUUCCUUGGACGUACUUCGCAACCGACUUUUACUGGAAAUUGCAAGAAAGAAGGCCAAAGAAGGAGCUAAUCGGAACCGACAGAUCUUGUUAUCACUGGGCAAAAGAGCAUUUCUUCAAUCACGAGCUUCCGGAAAUUACGACAAUAAUGUAUAAAUCAAGCACAGGUUUCAUCGAAUUUGUCGAUGAAAUCUUCACCUGCUGCUUUCUUUCUUCGCUCUCCGUCUGUGACAACUGAAUAGUUUUUCGAAAUAGCUGAAUAUUAAUUUUACUUAAAGUAAUUGGAUAUAUCAAAAAGAGUAGGAAAUUUCCAUCCGAUAGAGUAAUGGUAGUGAUACAGGUGUCUCAUAAUAUACACGUAAAGUCCUGUCUACACUAGGUAAACUAUAGUCUGUCCACAACAACGUGAAGACGUAACAAAACAGUGAUUCUGCAUCAUACGAGUAUGUAAUACUAGUCAUUCUUCAUGCAGUUUUCCUAAUUUAUUAAAAAGGCACCUGUAUAUUAAAUUUUAUUUGCUCAUAUCCACUUAUGUUGACGCUUAUCGGCCUAUACAGUAUUAAAAUGCAUAAAUGUACCUAAAUUUGUCUACCUUCUUAAAACGUAUAUAAUGAUUGAAUGUUGAUAUUUUUUUAAGUAAUAUAAGUGUCCACAACGUUUGUAAGGAGAGGAUUUGAUCUGAAUGAUGUAUAUUUUGUGGACAUACAACGACUAUUUGUUCACAUCUGUAACUUUCUUAGUAGCUAAAUAAUAUUAAAAUGUUCUGUUAUAAAAGACACAGAUAUAUAGUAUAUUUUAUAAUGUGUUUAAUAAUUGAAUUUUUAAUAUGUAGAUGUCUUCUGUUACUGAUGUGUAUCAUAUAAUGUACAAAAUAAAUGGAA